Xiphias gladius (swordfish) is the source of this 4219-nucleotide messenger RNA. RefSeq names its product golgin, rab6-interacting (gene gorab). The coding region runs from base 275 to 1336 and encodes 353 amino acids. Lineage: Eukaryota; Metazoa; Chordata; Actinopteri; Istiophoriformes; Xiphiidae. The record is from RefSeq and is a predicted model, not a curated record. Gene Ontology annotation, biological process: non-motile cilium assembly. The transcript is spliced from 6 exons.
CUGACCCACAGGGUGCCCUUUAAAGGUCUGGAUGAGGCAGCGGAUGAGAAAUUAGUGGAAAGCGAUAUCUGCAACUUCAACUUCACCGGUCUUUUUGGGGUCCUUGACGUGGCACUAACAAACAAAGAUGGCGGUGGCGUUUCGAGCUUCACAGAGUUUGUUUGUAUAGUUUUAGCUUCAAAAUGACGAUUAUCCUCAGUCAAUAGUCAGAAUAUUUCCUAUAUGCAGUAUUUCUGCCGCCUAGCUCGGGGUAUUUCGGGCGUGAGGUCGUAAAAUGAGCGGAUGGGCCGGCUUUUCUGAUGAGGAACUCCGGAGGAUGCAGCAGAAAGACUUGGCGGGGCCCGCAGCGGCAGCCCGCGGUCGGAAGCCGGGUCCAGCCAACCGUAGUCGGCAGCAGUUACAGCGGGAGAGGGCCCUUCAGCUCACCGCUCAGAAAAAUGCAGGAGCCGUGUGCCCUGGCCUUGUACCGGAGCAGCAACUCACCAAGCCGCCGUCCCAGAAAGAGCCUCAGCCCGCAGCUCCGAAGGGACCUCCGGCCAUCAAAGUGGAAGUGCAGUCGAAGCUGAAUGAAAACCACCAGCCGGCUGCAGAGGAGCAGACCCCGGCUGUCAAAGAGCUGGAGAAACAAGAGGUGGAACUACGGGAAAAGACACGUCUGGAGCAUUUGCAGCAAGAGCAAAAAGUAAUCGAAGAGAGGAAUAAGCGCAAGAAAGCUCUGCUGGCAAAAACUAUUGCUGAGAAGUCCAAACAGACUCAGGCAGAGGCUGUGAAGCUGAAGAGAAUCCAGAAGGAGCUCCAGGCCCUCGAUGACAUGGUCUCCAAUGAUAUAGGCAUCCUGAGAGGAAGGAUAGAACAAGCCAGCUGGGACUACACCGCUGCCAGAAAGCGCUACGAGAAGGCCGAGGCCGAGUAUGUGAUGGCCAAGCUGGACCUGCACAAGAAGACGGAGGUGAAGGAGCAGCUGACGGAGCACCUCUGUGCCAUCAUCCAGCAGAACGAGCUGCGUAAAGCCCUCAAGCUGGAGGAGCUGAUGCAGCAGCUGCAGCUUCAGACCAGCGAGGAGGAGCUGGAGAAGCAGGAGGAGGAGGAGGAGGAGAAGAGGAGACGCUGUGCAGAGAUGCAGAGAGACGGGAAAGAGGGAAAUGGUUCAGUGCAGAAUCAGGAGGGAGCAGUGCAAUCAACCAAGGACUGUGAACCCACAGAGGAAGGGAGUGUGCAGGAGGAGAGGGGAGGUGACGUCCAGCGAGAACACAAACCGAUGAUUGAACCACCAAAGACUGAACAAGACAGUGAAACACUAGAAAAUGGUGUCCAGAGUGACACUGUGGCCUCCUGAUGCUCAUAGAGGAGAGACAAUCGUCACCUGCUCCUUAAAAUGUCUGGACACUAUCAUGUACUCUCCACUGUAGGGAUCAAUAGAAAACACUAACAAUACUUUCCAAUAAUACUGUCGGCUAGAUGAACUGUCUUUGAUUUGCAGGUAAGCUGUAUGUGUAGGGCUGGGUAUCAGAUCUUGAGUUAUUUUGGUACUGACCGAAGUGAGGGCAUCCAACCCUGUCUUCUAAAAACUGGACUUUAACAGCAGAGACCGGGGCUCACGUCCCGCAUAUCAACUGCCAUUGGGUUUAGGUGACAGGAGAUCGUGGUUUUGUUGAAUAUCGAAAGAGUCAACACGUCCCCACUUGUUUCGCCGGUGCAUUUUUCAGUAUUAAACCGAGCUGAGCAGUUUGGCCUAACCUUAACCAAGUGUCGGAGUUGCCCCAACAGAACCAUAAAACAUUAAUCGUGCUCUGGUUGCCACGUAUAGUAGCAAAACAAAUGAAAUAUGUUUUCAGUGAGCGUUUUCCAUUGAGUUUCGUUUGAACUUUUUGCCACUUUGCUCAUCUGCUCAUUUAAAAAAUAAAAAAUAAAAACUAUGUAAAAUAAGAAAAACAAACAAACCAAAAAAUCGCCCGACAGUAACGUCACCGUCAGAUGAUUCUGCGAAACCCUGAAUUACAUUCAGUGGUAACAAUUCUCACAUGCAGUGCCAACGUUUUUAAAAAAUCUUGCGCAUGGUAACGACGGCGAGGGUAAGAUAAUGGAAAGACUGUGGUUAUGGCAAAGUGUACGGUACGGUUAGGGUUAGGCCACUAAGACACUUUAAGAUGGGGCGAAAGGUUGUGGUUCUGGUUAAUAGAAAGGGGAAAGUUCAUUCUUUACUUUCCCCGUUCACUGCAUUGAGGACCCACUACAUCCUACAUUGGCACAGAGUGUAAAUCUUGAGGUACAAAUUGGUCUAAUAUGGCUGUAGUUCCUAUGGAUUCUGGGCUGUAAAAAAAACCCAAACCACAUGGCAUUACGUGUCUCUUACCAAAUUUUUUUGCUUUUGCAACUUAAUGUUGCAUAUAUACAUAAUUCUUAGUAGACGGGGUUGGUCCAUAGAACCAACGUGGCAUUCGAUGGGGCACCAAGUGUCGGGCUAUAUUCAGAAUCUUCUCGGAUCACACAUUUCCUGAUUUAAACCAAAACGAUGCCAGUUGUAGCUCAUGUGAGGCCGCCCUUAUUUAGACAACGGUCAACAUUCGAGAACUUUAAUUUCUCUUGUUGAAAAGAGAGGUUUUGUAGAAGGUUCAGAUAUCCAAAAAAAAAAAAAAAGCAUUGUUAUGGUAUCUGGACUGAAACUCAAGUACCAUUUUGGGAGUUGUAUUGCCCUCAGUGUGUCUGUACCGGCAGGACCAGUCAGAAUCAUGUUCAGCUGCAGAACAAAUCAGUAGAAUAUCUCGCAGCCAUUAUCCUCAAUCGCUCGCUUUUUAUACGUGCGCUUCCAAAGAGAGCUCUUCUUCCAAACAUGUGGUUUUACAUCACAUGUGAAUUAUCUCCGAGCAAAGGUUGAACUCAAAAGAUGACUGUUUUUGAUUGUUGUCUCUCUGUGGCACGAAUGAACGAUGGGUCCUGUUUACUUCCUGGAAGAAUGUCUGUUCCACGCAGACGGAGCUGAGCAUUAAUCCACUUCUACUCUGAACUUAAACCCUCCUGUCUUAUGUGUUGUAGAUGAACACGUUAGCUGGCGCUGGGCUUGUGUUUCACAAAGCUAACGCUCGUCGCGUCGCCGCGGCCGAGGAGCAGCGGGCCUCCCGAAUGGUAAGAUGAUAUCUGUUAAUGCACCUACGGACGCUUUCGGCCGCGUGCGUUUCUGCAGCCUUGCUCUUUACCGUCUCUCGCUGCACGUGGGACAAUGUGACGGAAAUUCUGUAGGACAAUAAUCUAACUUUAAACUCUAUAUUUGUGGGUCUGACCAAAGUCUGAUUUAUUAGUUUGAAUGUUCUGGAGUAAAUGACUGAUAUUUAGAAAAUAUUAUUUAAAUGGGGUAAAUGUUAAAAAAAAAAAAGGGGAUAUUUAGGUAUACACUACACUAUGGUAUUUUACUAAAAUAAACUUUAAAAGAGCCUGGUUUCCUCUUGUGUAUUUUGUCCCCUCUUUAUGAUUUUAGCAUUUAGAUAAUAAUAAGUUAUCUGCAGGACCAGAGCUUGUGGUCCUGGGAAGACUUUACGUGGGGGAGCACUUUGGGACGCCCAUCGCUUUUUCAAGUCGUUUUUUAAAGCGCAGUAAGUGUUUCUGUAAACUGCUUUGAGAUUUUACAGCGCUCCGGUCACAUCUGGCCAUCUGAAGGGGAGGCCGUAAAAAAGAGCUUUUUUAAUUAGUCGGGAGGUAGAAGCUCGGAGAGGGAGAGUGACCAGCGUCCCAUCUGUCCCCGCAGACACUCCAAGGUCAGCGUUUGAAGUCCUCGGGAACAGAUCCCAGCUCACAAUUUGACCAAAUUAUCCAGAUUAUACAGACAUUCACAGAAAACAAAAGUCAUUACGUCAUUUUCAUCCAGUUCCACUCGUUUCCCUCGCUGGAAUGUAACUAAUUACGUUUACUCAAUUACAAUUUUGAGUUUCUUGCACUUUCCUUAAAUAUUUUUAUUUUCUGCCACUUUAUAUUUGUACUCCGCUAUAUUUAUUUGGCAACCGUAGUUACUUUGCAAGUUAAGAUUCUUCCAAAAUAUGAUGCAUUUUGUGCACCGAUGAUUAACUAAGGUUCCGUAACCGAGUCCUAAAAAUCCAGUUUUCUUUUUAAAAACUCUGCCGUUGUGGGAAAAAUAUUCCAACUGCCUUAUUUUGUCUCACUUCAGGCAGACAAUGAAAUGCUUUUUUAAAACAAGUAGAUUUAGAUUGAAAAGUUCUUUUUUUUUUUU